Messenger RNA from Ectocarpus sp. CCAP 1310/34, 4041 nucleotides. Lineage: Eukaryota; Phaeophyceae; Ectocarpales; Ectocarpaceae. The record is from the annotation of a GenBank genome assembly.
AUGAGCUUCUCGGUAUCUCGCUUUGCCACAGACGAUGGGCCGGAGUCGCUGGAGGACGGCCUUGAAAUCCCAGGGUUCCCAAAACCAAGCAAGCCGGGAGGGUUCAUGGGCAACUUGCAGGAACACCUCGAGAAGCUCUCCUCGAACGCGAGUUCAAUCCACCAUGUUCUCGAGACCUUGUGCGGUGGCUUGGACCGCUUGGAGAAAAAGGUGGACACAAACUCUUCACAAGUGGAGGCACGAUUGGCGAACAUAGUCCACCACAUUAGCGGAGAAGCCGACGAAGACACGAUGAGUGCGUGGAGCAGCUUAGCCGGCGGGGGAGGGGGAGGCGCCGGCUCUCCGACCGAGCUAGGAACGGUGCCCUCCCUCCGCCGGCGCGGUUCGUUCGGCAUGCAGAUGGCAUCGUGUGGCGAGGAUCCCCCGUUCGAUUUCCGCAACGACAAAAUCUCUCUUGAUGAGGAACUGGCCAAGGUAGGCCGAGGUGGAGAUGAAAGCGAAGAUGUUGUGACAAGCUUUGAGGGCGUUGUUGAACGCGCGAAAGACGUGAGUCUUAAGAACGAAGGAGGAAGGCGAGGAGAGGUAGAGCGAGCGGCAAUACUCAACACCCCAGGGAAUAGUUCUAGCGCUCAAGCUACCUUGAAAACCACGGUUGUCGCCACCAGACCGUCGGCGUCAGAAACGCUGGAGAAAACAGUCGAGCACCAAAAUCCCAGUGAAGCAAAAUAUCUGUCGUCGAUAUGGUCACCGACGAACGCGGGCAGUCCACGCGAAGAGGAUAGAGAUCUCCCAACAGGGCUGGUUUCGGGAGGCGAGGAUACGAACGACCUUCAUCCACCGAGGAGAAGGAGCAACCAGGACGACCAGAGUGAUGGUUCCAACAGCAAGCUGAACAGCGCUAGGGCCGAGGAAGGCAGGAAUGACGUCAUGGUCGUCUCCAAGCAGGCGAGCUCCGUCGAUGGGAAGAAUGACGGCAUGGUCGUCUCCAAGCAGACAAGCUCUGUCGAUGGGGAAAGCGUCCUCGGAGAAGAAGCGGAGGGUCCGGGCGAGGGGAACGAUUUCGUCAAGACUGCCUUCAGUCCACAAGCAUCGAUAGAUUCUGGGGUCUUGGACUCGAGGCAGCGCUGGAUUUGGGCCUUUGGGCGGAUUUGCCAGCUGGUUCGGCGCAGAAAGAGGAAGCAAUUCGAGAUCAUGUCUCAAAGAGCCACCGACCGAGCCGUGCGAAUGGGUUCCCGAGUUUCUGUCGUGGAAAAACGGCUGGAUGAGACGACAGAGCAACUGCUGGUGGUGAAUCAACUUAGAGACAAGUCUGGAUCUCACACUGCCCAGAUCAAGAAUCUCAACGAAAUGGUCAAGGAGCUGUGCAAAUUACUGGGCAUGGAGGAGAAAAUCAACGGGAUUGUACACGCCACCAAGAAACUGAUGGAAGAGAAGUUCAAGUCGGACAUGACGGAGUUGGAGACAAGAAUUGCCAGCGAACACCGCGAGCUAGAGACAAGCCUUGAGAGCGAGAUCAGACGCAACGGGACCAAGCUGGAAGACAUGGACGACCGCUACGCCAGAAGCGAAGAGGCUCUUCGGCGUGCCGAGGAGAGAAUAGGAGAGGUGCAGGAGGAGAUGCAUGCGGUAGGUGAAAGCAUCUCGGAGGUAGAAAGGAGGCUGAGGGUGGACGAGGACCGAUUGAGCAGCCUCGAGAACCUCAAGAAGGCGCACCAGCGACGAUUGAGCGAACUCAGGGUGCAGCUCGAGAGUGGCACGCCGGCCGCUGGAGGCGCUGUUCCCAUCGAAACGGAGCCUGAGGAGACCGGCGAAGAUCGGAUGGCCCGCCUCCUUAAAACGGCGAGUACCGCAACUGAGUUCCUCGCUGAAGACCUCGACAAGAUCCUCGACAAUAACGGCGGUAACGCGGGUGACGCAACAGCGACAGCGGCAGGCAACGCUGAGGCUAACCACGAACUGGGCCAAGUUCAGUCUGCUAGGUCCAGCGACAGCAACAUCGAUCACGCGUUGCAAGAACUACGGCAUGUGUCUAUCGAUGCAGUAGAGUGCUCGCGUCUAUGCAACGACGUCGCGAACGCCAGUGGUCAGGCAGAAGGGGAUGAAAUCGGGCCGGACGGCGGCGGCGCCGGUAGCGACCAUAACGUCGAUGCUGCCGUCUGUCGUGCGGAGGCUCUCUGCGGCCGCAUACAAGACCUGCUUUCCGCCCAUGAGAAAAACAUCAGCAGCAACAAGAAAAAGGCAGAGCUAUCCGCAACAUUUGAGAUCGAACGGCAGGGUUCCCUGGAGGGCAAUGGCGGGAUGGGGCUCAAGCUCGACGACAUCGUGUGCUCCAACGGUCGGAAGGACCUAGUCCAGAGGCUAACCGCCGCGCGCGAUGCUCUCCUCCCCGUCAUCGGCGAACGGAGCAGCGUGGGGAGUCUGCGGGUCACCCUCCUGGGGCUUACGGCAAGCGUCCGAGCCAACCUCGAGGAGAAGCAGGCUCGCAAACUGAUGGAGGAGCGGUGGAACGACCUUCGCGGCCGGGUGUCCGAACUGAACACCUCCGUCUCCGACAUAAAGGACUCCCUCCUCGACGAAGGUCACCACCGGUACGGCAGCUUGGACAUGGACAGCGACAACGGCGAAGACCUAGAGGAGCGCCUCGGGUGCAAGGCGGACGUUUCGUGGGUCCAGCGAGAGCUGCAAAGGCUGUGGGACGCGCUGAACGCUCGCACGAUGGCCGCGGUCGGGGCGCUGUCGCCGAGGACGGGAGCGGGGGUUAGGGAGGGACAGGGCGGGGACCCGUCCCGCCCACGGUCCACGCCGUCGACCGACUACGAUAAGGAGAACCACAACCCGGAGACCGCGGGGCAGGCGGAGGGCGACCUCGAGGCAUCGCCGUCUCAAGCGAACAGCCGCGUGAUAAGCGGGUCGUUGCCAUCCUCGGCCCUCUCGACGGCGCUUGGUGGUGGCGGCGGCGGCGGCGGAGGGUCGCAGGGGGCUGUGGGUGGGCGGAGGGCCAGCGUUAACGAGGGGGCGUCACUGAUCAAGGACCUGAUGAAGAAAACUUCACGCCUGGAGCAACAGCGCCUUCACGAACGCGUUCUUGUCAUGUUUCACUUUUCCGCUAUGACCGUUUGCUGUAUGUUCACACCGCCGCUAUCGCUGCUGCCCUCAUGGCUUGGUGAUGCUACGUCCCGAUUCGACUUCUUCGACUUCGUGCUACAUCCACGACCACGAUACCAUGCGGUAUGGAAUCCCACGGUACGGAAGAUGGCAACGAAAGCUGACAACGAAGAGGUGAUGAAGGCGCUAUCCUCCGUGGGCAACAAGCUACGAAAGGUCGGCAUUGUCAUCCCCGCGAUGCAAGAGGAGCUAGCCAACAAGAUCGAGAGGAAAGACCUGGCCAAGCUGGUCUCCAUGGUAUCGAACGGCGGCGGCACCGGCGAACCGCCGCCGGGCGGACACGAAGGGCCCCACAACAACGGUGACAGCAGCGCCGUCGUCGCCUCUCGCCUCAACUCCAAGUUCCGCUGCCUCUCCUGCGAUCGCCCUCUUCCCGCCCUGGGCCCCCCGGGGCCGCCGAAGCUCGGCGCUUCCGGGCUGUCGAUUGCGGGGGCCGGGACCCCGCGAAGCCCUCAAAAACCGAAAAGCCAGCAGCGGCUGAAGCUAACCGCCGCAGAAGAACCGGGGGCUGAAAAGAACGCCCGGCCGGGCAGUCCGGCGACAACGUCGCCGGCAGUGGAGGACGUGGGAGACGUUGCUGGGUGGGGCGGCGGGAGUUCUAGCAUGAUGAUUCCGGGAGGAGCUUCCGACAUGGAGAGCACUUACGGGAACGGCGGCAAGGACGCCGGGGCGAGACGCCGCCAGAAACAGCAGCACCGGCAGCAACACGGGAUGGAUCAGCCUCCCGGGCGGCUGGAGCCGCUGGGUGCCAACGGGGAGCACAUGGCCGGAGUGUUGUCGCGGUACCCGAGGAUGAUGCCGCCUCCGAGCAGAAUCCGGACCGCUGCCGGGGGCGGCAUCGGGUCUAGGCCGUCCUCGUCGGGAGGCCGCAUUUGA